Messenger RNA from Musa acuminata subsp. malaccensis (wild Malaysian banana), 3565 nucleotides. RefSeq names its product calmodulin-binding transcription activator 4. Gene Ontology annotation, molecular function: double-stranded DNA binding; transcription coregulator activity; protein binding. Gene Ontology annotation, biological process: regulation of transcription by RNA polymerase II. NCBI's taxonomy places the organism in Eukaryota, Viridiplantae, Streptophyta, Magnoliopsida, Zingiberales, Musaceae. Gene Ontology annotation, cellular component: nucleus. The record is from RefSeq and is a predicted model, not a curated record.
GUCAACAUACCGUCGUCAAUACUGUAAAGAAGCGACCGCGGGCAUCUCUCUCCUGCCGUUGUCUGUUUCCCCUCCCCUCCCAGUCUCUCUUCCCUCUUCUUCUUCUUCAUCUCUCUACUCCAUUCCUUUCACAUCUGAAACCGAGAGAGAUAUAUACUUCGGGUUUUGUAUUUUCUUUCUCCUGCUUCCGUGCUUCUUUGGCACUUCGCCGCUCUCCGCUCAUCGCCGUGGUUCACCGCCGGCGGUCUCUCCGACUGUUGCUGCCUUCGGAGUUGCUUCCUUCUCCAAGGUUGAAACCUGAGAGUUCCUUCCGAUUUGAUUCGAUCUCGGGUCCCACGAAGGAGGACUGAUAUGAUGCAGCGAGUUACAGACUUUGAUAUCAAUAAGUUAAGUAAAGAAACUCAGUUCCGGUGGUUGAAGCCAGUAGAAGUCUUGUUUAUUCUGCAGAAUCAUGAGACGUUUGAGAUCACUCAGAAGCCUCCCCAGAAGCCACCUAGUGGUUCUUUGUUUCUUUUCAACCGCAGAGUGCUUCGUUAUUUUCGUAAUGAUGGCCACUCAUGGAGGAAAAAGAGAAACGGUAAAACCAUCCGUGAAGGGCAUGAGCGACUUAAGAUUGGAAAUUAUGAAGCAAUAAAUUGUUAUUAUGCCCAUGGGGAACCAAAUUCUUGUUUUCAAAGGAGGAGCUAUUGGAUGCUAGAUCCGGCCUUUGACCACAUUGUUCUCGUACACUAUAGAGAUGUUAUCAAGGGAAGACACAUUCCUAAAUCUAUUGUCAGCAGCUCAAUUGAUUCUUGUCCAACUCUGAGAUAUAGCACGAGUGUCAGUAAUGAUCAAGCACAGGGAAUUCAUUCUUGUACCAUUGAAUUUAAUGAUCCUUGUCAGAACUCAUGUAGUCCAGGAUCAGUGGAAGAAAUUAUUUCUCAGGUCACUGGAGGAAACAUUAAGAUGUCCCACUUAAACACAAUGGACAGAUCAGAAUCUACUAACCAAUUAUUGCAAUCAGAAUUAAGUCAAGCACUGAGAAAGCUUGAAGAGCAGUUAAGCUUAGAUAAGGACAAGGAUAGCUUUGCUUCUUCUGAAGAAGAACUGCCCCCAUUCUGCAACCUGAAUGUGGAAACACAUAAUACACAAGAUGAAACAAGGAGCCCGAAAGAGGAGGCACUUCAGAAUCCACUUGAUAAAUUCCAACAAAUGUCAAACGGUCACAAUGAAGAUAGUCUGCAAUAUGACAAUGGUUUGGAAAGGCUUCAUGGAUCCCUUUUUCCACAAUCUUAUGCCACUGAAGCAGACAAUUAUGGAGCCAAUUAUAGUCUGCUGAUACAAGGAACUGGCGAAACUGCUCCUUCAGCUGAAAUAAGUGAGUUUUCUUCUUUGUUUACAGAUAUGUGGUUUGACCAAAGUCAGUUUGGAGCUCCUCGUCGAACAGAAUCAGGUUUGACAUUAGCAGAAAGGCAUCUGUUUACCAUACGCGAAGUCGUUCCUGAGUGGGCGUUUUCUUCUGAACCAACAAAGGUUAUCAUCACAGGAGACUUUCAUUGCAGUCCUUUUGAGCAUACAUGGACUGUAUUAUUUGGAGAUAUUGAAGUUCCUUUGGAAAUUGUUCAGGAUGGUGUUUUCCGUUGCUUAACUCCCCAGCAAAGUGCCAGAAAAGUCAAACUGUGCAUUACAUCUGGCAACAGCCAACCCUGCAGUGAACCACAUGAGUUUGAAUUUCGUGAGAAGCCAGAAAAAGCAAGCUGCAGUAGUACAUCAGUUGGAGCUGUUGCAACAAAAAUCUCAGCGGAACUCUUAUCUCUGGUCAAAUUUAUGCAGAUACUUUUUUCUAGUGCAUCAAACCCUCAAGAAGAUCUUGAACUGGAAGUUGAUCCUUUGAGGAAGUUGGAAGGAUCCAAAAAUCAGUUAGAACCAAUCAUCGAAGCUCUCCUAUCAGGCUCUAUGGCUCCAGAAAAGAUAAUGAAUGCAAUCCUUCAAGAACUAUUAAAAGAUAAGUUGCAUCAGUGGUUAUCAUUUAAGCAUCAAGGGGCUACCGAAAAAGAUCAUCUGCUGUCCAAACAAGAACAAUGCAUCAUACACAUGAUCUCGGCCUUGGGUUAUCAGUGGGCCUUACUUCCAAUUCUCAAAUCUGGUGUAUGCAUAAACUACCGUGAUUCAAAUGGAUGGACUGCACUUCACUGGGCGGCAAGUUCUGGAAGGGAAGAAAUGGUUGCUGCACUUCUUGCUGCUGGUGCUUCAGCCGGAGUUGUCACAAAUCCAAGUGCACAUGAUCCAGCAGGCAAAACGCCAGCUUCUUUAGCUGCUGCCAGUGGUCACAAAGGUCUUGCUGGAUAUCUUUCAGAAGCUGCACUAACCAGUCAUCUUUUUUCUCUGACAACUGAGAGAAAUGAGAGAUUCGAGGAGUCUGCUUAUGUGGAGGUCCAGAGAGGUGUGAACAGUAUAUCUGAGAGGAGUGCCCAUGCCCACUCAGAUGGUGGGACAGAGGAUCAACUUUCACUUAAAGAUUCAUUAGCAGCUGUCAGAAAUGCAGUUCAAGCUGCAGCCCGUAUACAAGCUGCUUUCCGAGCAUAUUCUUUCAGGAGGAAGCAACAAGAAGCUGCCAUAUGUAUGUCUCCAGCAGGCGUACAUGAACUUUCUGUUGCAUCAAGGUCACAUAAAGCAUUUUAUGGUUUUAGUGAUAAAAAAUAUGAGCAAGCAGCUUUGUCGAUUCAAAGGAACUAUCAGCGUUGGAAAAGACGAAAGGAGUUUCUACAGAAACGUAGAUGUAUUGUGAAGAUACAGGCUCAUGUAAGAGGUCGUCUAGCAAGGGAAAAUUACAAGGAGCUCCUUUGGAGCGUUGGUGUCCUAGAAAAGGCCCUGCUGCGAUGGCAUAGAAGAGGAGUUGGCUUACGGGGGUUUCAAGCUGAGCCAGAAUAUAUCGACGAGGAAGAAGAUGACAUAGUCAAGGUUUUACGUAGGCAAAACUUGGAUACAGCUAUUAAUGAAGCUGUCUUCAAGGUCACAUCCGUGGUAGGGAGCCCUCGAGCACGGCAGCAGUACCGACGGAUGCUUGAAAGCUACCAACAGGUUAAGGACUCGAUCAUCUUGUCUUCACCCAAAGGUCCUGAUUCAGCUUCCACAAAAUCUUGAAUAAGGGGCAGCUGAAGCACAAUGGUCUGGCAAUCAGCAACCUUCUGGUCCGGUUCAGAAUGUCUUUCCUCGACAAGUUUCUUAGGCCAAGCUGGAUAAUUGUACAUAAUAAAACAACCGAAGAAUAAUCAUGAUGUGUGGAACUAUCACAGCAAACUUGAGUUUAAUCGUGCACACGAUAAAGAAGAUCGGCAAAAGCUAAAGGAUGGAUCAUUCCGAAAGGUUGGUUAGAAGAUGAGUUCUAGAUCAGUGUAUAUGUUUAAAUAUAAUCUUUCGCCAUUACCAACUAAAACGGGUGCUUUAUCUGUUUGUCUAACUGUAAUCUAGCGGUCGUACAUAGUUCUUUGUAGAGGUUGCUCUCUUUGUAUCUGCUUGCUACGAGAUUUGUGGCAUUACCUUCAUGUAUUAUUCUGUUCUUGGUCCAAAGUUUACUUUUCUCUCA